AUGGUUAUUGGUGCCAGUUCGGCUGGUCUGAGUAUUUCAGAAAAUGCUGAUCUACUGGGAUAUUCAGGGACAACCACUUCUAGAGUUUACAGAGAAUGGUCCAAAAAAGAGAAUAUAUCCAGUGAGCUGCAGCGGUGUGGAAGGAACUGCUUUGUUGAUGUCAGAGCUCAAACCAGAGAUGUUCCUGACCAGAUCCCUUUGACUGUGAUUAAACGUGGUGAUAAUGUGACUCUGACAUGUCCAGUCAUUGAUGAUAAAGCCGGGUUGUUUUACUGGUAUAAACUGAAGUUUGGAUAUAUGGUCCAAACAGUUGCAGCAGGAACUUUUAAGAAGUUAAAACUUGAAGGACAAUUUGACAAAUCAAGAUUUACAAUCACAAGAGGGAACGCUCAGUAUUUUCUUCACAUCACAAAUGUAACCAAAGAAGACGAAGCAACAUACUUCUGUCAAGAAGGAGCGUCAGACAAAAUGAAAAAUUUUAAUGGCGUAUUGUUGGCUGUAAAUGAUCAUAAAAUUCAGCAGAAAUCUGUCUACAUGAGACUAAGUCCGGACACUCAAGCAGUCCAUCUUGGCGACUCAGUGACUCUAAACUGUUCACUUCUCUUCAAGAACAAUACAAGCAGAGUCCAGUUUCCAGGGGAACACUUUGUGUACUGGUUCAGAGCUGGAUCAGAAGAAUCUUAUUCAAGUGUUAUUUACACUCAGAGUCGAGCUGACAAAGAUUUGAACGGGAGGUGUGACUACAGUCUGUCCACAACUAUCCAGAACUCCUCUGAUGCUGGGACGUACUACUGUCCUGUGAUCGCAUGUGGAGAAAUCCUGUUUGGUGAAGGAACUAAAGUGGAGACUAGACAAGAACUGUGCCCAUUCAUCAUUGUGCUUGGGACACUGCUGGCCGGCUGUGUGAUUGUGAUUGUCGUGCUAAUUAUCUUGAGAAAUCACAAGCCUGUUUGUGAAUAUUGCAAAGGAGGAGUAACUGCUUCUAAGCAUGUUGAGCAUGACAGGUCAGAUGAGAAUCAACCAAGUGAUAUGGAUGAUGAAGAGCUGACACUGAACUAUGUGGCGCUGAAUUUUCCCUCAAGACAAACUCAAAGAUGGACAAGUAAGAUGGAGUUACCACAGGACUGUAUAUACUCUGGCAUUAGAGUCAAUCAGUGA
Molecule: messenger RNA, 1158 nt
Organism: Micropterus dolomieu (smallmouth bass)
Lineage: Eukaryota; Metazoa; Chordata; Actinopteri; Centrarchiformes; Centrarchidae
Exons: 6
Coding region: 1-1158 (385 amino acids)
Biological process (GO): response to bacterium
Source: RefSeq, a predicted model, not a curated record